AUGGCGCAGUUCAUGCGCGAUCCAGAAGUGGUGUUAGCAGAGAUUAUAGCUAUCCAAGAACCUUGGAGAAACAGCUUUAAAGACGACACCCACCACCUAGUAAAACAAACACACGACCUCUACUACCUAUUCGAAGCGGAGACUGGUGCAAGGGCACGAGUGUGCCUAUUCAUAUCGAAGAAGAUGGCACUAGGCACACAUAUUGUUCACUCAGCCGACUGCCAGGAGUAUCAGAUAAAAACAGAAGAACAGGAGCUCCGCAUCAUUAAUAUAUAUAAUAAAGGAGGAACGUUAGCCAUGAAUGACCUAGAGCAGAUACUAAGAAGGAUAUCCUACCUAGUCAUAGGCGACUUCAACCUUCAUCAUCCAGCCUGGGGCGGCGACGGAGCUUCGCAGGACUUAGGGUCAGACGACCUACUAGACCAAAUCGACAUCGCUGGUCUAGACCUAUGGCUUAGACCUGGUACAACCAUAUGGAGAAGGGGAGGAGAAGCAGGCCUCCAGGAGACAACGAUCGACCUAGUUCUGGCAUCAUAUGCCCUCCGAGAGCGUAUGAUCGCAUGCGAAACAAAAGAGAGGAUCCACGCUGACUCAGACCACCUACCGAUAUUAACCACACUCGAAAUCAACACACCAAAAAUCCUAGAAACGCGAAGACGACAAUGGAAGAAGAUGGAUAUCAGCAAAUUUAUAAAAUUCGUAUCCGAAAACCUAAAGAACAAGCUAUGGAUGCACUCACCAGAACUGAUUAACGAAUCAAUCAACCACCUACUCGAUAUCGUGUAA
Molecule: messenger RNA, 786 nt
Organism: Penicillium taxi
Lineage: Eukaryota; Fungi; Ascomycota; Eurotiomycetes; Eurotiales; Aspergillaceae
Exons: 2
Coding region: 1-786 (261 amino acids)
Molecular function (GO): catalytic activity
Source: RefSeq, a predicted model, not a curated record